This is a messenger RNA of Parnassius mnemosyne (clouded apollo), 4002 nucleotides long. The record is from the annotation of a GenBank genome assembly. Lineage: Eukaryota; Metazoa; Arthropoda; Insecta; Lepidoptera; Papilionidae.
GUACGCAACCCUCGUCGACACACUCCCAAUCUUCACAACGUUGUUAACGAGAGACUUGUGGACGAUAAAUCCGACAUCUCCUUGGGACAGAUGGUCGCCCUCCCGGUGAUAGAACAAGUUGCCGGAUUCGAGGAUUACCGUGUCCUCCCCCUCUCUUCGGACCUCGGAUAAUCCUAUAAUAUUCCAGUGCAACUUGUCUAUCUCUUCUUCCAGCUCCAGGUAGGGUGCGUGCGUUAUAAGUUGCCAGGUCGAGUCGUCGUAGGAGGCAACCGAAUGUCCACCGAAGAUUCUUCAUCAUCAUCAUCAUCAUUACAGCCCUUCACAAGUCCACUGCUGAACAUAGGCCUCCCCCAAAGAAUGCCACAAAGCACGGUCCUGAGCCACCCGCAUCCAUCGACUUCCUGCAUAUCUUACCAGGUCGUCACUCCAUCUAGUGGGGGGACGCCCUACACUUCGCCAGCCGGUACGAGGCUGCCACUCGAGAACCUUUCUUCCCCAUCGGUUGUCGGUUCUUCGAGCUAUAUGGCCGGCCCAUUGCCACUUCAGCUUACUAAUCCGUUGGGCUAUGUCGGUUACUCUGGUUCUACUGCGGAUAUCCCCAUUUCUGAGUUUAUCACGCAGAGAAACUCCGAGCAUAGCCCACUCCAUAGCUCGCUGAGCGACCUUGAGCUUCCUCAUCCAGCCAGCAGUGAAGGACCACGUCUCAGUUCCGUAUGUCAUCACUGGCAAAACGCACUGGGUGUACAGUCUCGUUUUCAAGAGAUUCGGAGAUUCUUAGCACCCCCUAAAUCUUAGUAUGUUAACAUAACAUACGAUAACAUGGGCGUAACAGCAGGGUUAGCCAAGUUUACAUUCUACAAUCGUUAAUGUUAUUAGAAAACUUUAAAAGUGAAUGAAAUCAAUAAUGAUAAGUCACGUGACUUAACAUUGAGAUUUGUCUUUCCCAUUCAUUUUUAUAGAUUUCUGCUAGCCUUGUCAAUUGUAGAAAGCAACUUGUCUAACCAAGCAUGCAUACUUAUGGAGGCAGCCAACCCCUUUGGACCAAUUCCGACACUCAUACAUUUUUGAUUAUAUCCUCAUAUCUAAAUACUGUUGUAUUUGUGAAACUGUAGAUGAAAUAAAAUAGAAAAGCACAGCUAUCAACUGUCUAGUACAUUAUUUGAUUUUAAAUUAAAAUAAAAUAGAAUAGAAGAUAUGCUCUGGAAAAUUUUACGUCUAUUAUAAUGUUUUAAAUAUUGCAUGUUUACAGGUUUUCGAUUAUCCUCCAGAAGGCGUUAGAAAGUGCAUAGUUUCGACCAAUAUAGCAGAAACUUCUGUCACUAUCGACGGAAUAAGAUUUGUAGUGGAUUCUGGCAAGGUCAAAGAAAUGAGUUACGAUUCGUCUACAAAAAUGCAAAGGCUAAAAGAGUUUUGGAUAUCCAAAGCGAGUGCAGAUCAAAGAAAGGGUCGAGCUGGUAGAACAGGUGAUUACAAAGCCUUGUCAUGAGCGGGUGUUUCUUUUGCUUCGAAACUCUAUCAUAAAAUUUACUAGGGGGUAGGACGGUAGAAGCCCGCUGGGUAGUUACCAUCCCCUUACCUAUUCUGCUACCAAGCAAGACGUGCGCGCACUGAUGUGUUUCAGUCUGCAAGAUAUAGGGAGCCACUAUGAUUACAGGCUGAGAAGCAUUCCAUCUUAGUCCCCAAUGGUGACAAUGCAUCUGUCCAUUGGUUGCAGUAGUCUCUUGCCACUAAAUGGACUGAUCGUGUGCUUGACACUUAAAUUUUAUAUUAAAAAAAAAACUACGAACAGAAUGGCCACUAACCUCAUUUUCAAUGGACAGUUCAUUUGUUCUAACUGGAGGGAUGGAUGUGCGUCUUGUAUUUUUUUUAAUUUAAUUAUCUAUGGUAACAAAAAUAUGUCCGACAACUUCUCGGUAAAUAUGAGGCACCGACAGCUCUGUGACCGUGAUAACAUUGCUAUAGCAUCAUGCUGAAUCGGAUGCCUUUUCGUUGCUACAACCCGAUGUAUUUGUGUAUAUUUUCUUUGUUUUCUUUUUAGUUUUCAUUUCUUUGUAUUAUACGUUAUGUUGUGUAUGACGAAUAAAUCAUUCAUUCUUUAAAAAUUCUCUCACACAUACAACGGCACCGUUCACGUAUACAAACCUAUGCAUGUGGGCGUUGUAGGUAUUACUACGCGUUUGUUUCAAACAUUUUAUCUAGCUUUAUGUAUGUUUAUGUCUGGCGUAAUUAGAUUUUAAUCCUUAGGUAGCUUUUUGAAUUUCACCUUUGUAAAUCGUCCCGUUCGAGGUGUGCACUUUUGGAUUUUCCAAUUUUUUUACGUCUGGCUUAAGCAAGGUAUAUUUGAAAUGAAAUUAAAUAUUUAUUUGCAUUUGGUUAAGGUACAUUGAAAUUGUCACAUGUUGUCAUUUUCCAUCCUCGCUCAUGGUAUGGUUGGGAGUUUCUUAUUGGGGCUUAACAGAAGUACAUUUUUGUGAGAAAGGUGUAAAAACGAAUGCAGUUGUGUAUCAAAAUACAGUCCUGACGAACCUUGUGGAACCUGUUUCUCAUACCAUGUUCAAUAACAGGCACUGGGUAUUCCAACAAGAUUCGGCGCGAGCUCAUAGAGCGAAGAGCACACAAGACUGACACACAGAUCCGGCACGUAGACUGGCCCUCCUCCAGUCCAGAUUUGAAUCCGUUAGAUUACAAGAUAUGGCAACACUUGGAGGAAAAGGCGUGCUCAAAGCCUCAUCCCAAUUUGGAGUCACUUAAGACAUACUUGAUUAAGGCAGCCGCCGAUAUUGACAUGGACCUCGUUCGUGCUGCGAUAGACGACUGGCCGCGCAGAUUGAAGGCCUGUAUUCAAAAUCACGGAGGUCGUUUUGAAUAAACUUUAGUGUCAUAAGAAUCUAUGUUUUGUUAAGUUCAUUUUGGUAUAUAAAUGGUUACAUAAUGAAUAAACUUGUUUCAAUUAUUUUACAUAGGCUGCACUAAAAGUAUCGGGAAUGGAAUAUUUCCACUGUUCCUGUCAUAUUAAAAUCUUUUUAAUUGAAAACUCCUUCGUUUUAAAAAUCGAAUACCAUUUAUUUAUUUAAAAAAAGAUUCUCGGUCUUGUCACAAGGUUUUGUCAAACUUGUUUAGUCGUUGAGAAAAUGAAAUUGACUCGAGAAAAUUCAAGAUCGAUGGUUUAUUAUGACUUUCGAAGUGGUUUAACACAUGAACAGUGUGUUGACCGGAUGAUUUCUGCAUUUGGUGAUGAAGCCCCAUCCAAAACAACAAUUUAUCGCUGGUUUGCUGAAUUUCAACGUGGACGUGUCAAGCUCAGUAAUGAUCCCCGUCAAGGUCGUCCAAAAACUGCAGUCACCCAAGAAAACGUUGAUGCUGUGCGUAAGCUGAUUGAGGAAGAUCGACAUGUGACAUACCGCGAAAUUCAGGCAACUUAGGACAUUGGCAUGAGUCAAAUACAAAUAAUCUUACAUGAACAAUUAGGUGUAAAAAAGUUGUUUUCCCGAUGGAUACCGCAUUCGCUCUGUGAAGAGCAAAAAGCGGCUCGCGUUACUUGUUGCGUCAGAACUCUCGAAAGAUUCCACGCAGGAUCCUCAAAUGCUGUAUACAACAUCGUAUCAGGUGACGAAUCCUGGAUAUAUGCGUACGAACCCGAAACAAAAAAACCAGUUACGAGUUUGGGUUUUCGAAAAUGAGUUAAGCCUACAAAAAUUGUUCGUUCACGGAGUGUUGCAAAAAAAAUGGUGGCCACGUUUGUCUUCAAAACCGGCAAUGUUACGACUAUUCGUUAUAUAAAGAACGGUUAAUGCAGAAUGGUAUGCUAGCAUUUGUUUGUCACAGGUCGUUUCUGAACUCCGUAAAGAGAACUGCAACCGCCGCAUCAUCCUCCAUCACGACAAUGCGAGUUCUCACACCGCACACAGAACAAAAGAAUUUUUAGAGCAAGAAAACAUAGAAUUAUUAGACCAUCCGCUGUACAGCCCCGACCUAAGCCCUAACGAUUUCUAUACUUUCCCU